AUGGGUGGUGGUAAAAAUAGAACUUUCUACCGAAUUCCCAAGAAUCUGAGAAAAACAAGAGAUUCACUCUUAGAUUUAAUUACAAUUGCGAAAGGUGCCGCUUGUUGCGAAGCUUUACCAGCGCAAAGUCAAAAUGGAACAGUUUCAGCUGCAGAUAUCACUCCGUUCUGCGAUGUUAUCUUUUUAUAUGAAGUUACGGGGUGGAGUUGUAACUAUGAAGUUGCAGAAAAAAAUUUAGACAGGGAAACUUACAAACAAACACCCAGCUAUGCAACUAAUGCAAAAAUUCAUGCUAAAGUACUUCUUCAAAAUAGCGUUGUCACUACUGUACAACGUGAAAAGAACCUUCUAUCAAAAAAGAAUCGGAUAACGCUAAGUAAAUCUGAGAAAAAAUUGCCCAACUUAAGUUCUGUUAGCGUUGCUUGGAUUAACAAUAUGUCACAAGCGAAUAGAAUAAAAAGAGGUCUACAUGCACGUACAUGCAGCGAAUCGUCUAAGACAACAGCCAAGCGCAUCAAAAAAGGGUGUUAUUAA
Messenger RNA from Trichoplax adhaerens, 534 nucleotides. RefSeq lists its product as uncharacterized. The transcript has 5 exons. Lineage: Eukaryota; Metazoa; Placozoa; Uniplacotomia; Trichoplacea; Trichoplacidae. The record is from RefSeq and is a predicted model, not a curated record. The coding region runs from base 1 to 534 and encodes 177 amino acids.